AUGAAGUGGCCUUCGAACAAUCAGGAGUUUUCCCGUAGAUUUCCUGGCGAUCUAUUAACGAUCCAUGAUCUGUCAGACAAAGAUAGGCACGCGAGUGGAAGUGCUUGGUCUGCAAGCCACCUUCAAAGAUUCCGAGUCCUGGUAAGAGAUCAUAUCGAUAAUGUUCCGAUUCUCGAGAGAUACAGAGAGAGAGCCGUUAAAGCCGUAGCAGAUAACGAGGUUAUGCUGAGAUCACUUCAAUUAUUCUCCUAUCAGCAGUUGCCAACCUUAUCUCACGCAGAGCUACGCGUUGAACCGGGAUUUGGUGCGUUUUACGAAGCUAUUGCCGAUGUCAUUCGUCUUGGAGAUGUUCAUCCACAAGAGGUUCACCUUCGCCGCCCUCGCAGGCAGAUCAAGGCUCCUGAACGACCGGGGUUCAGAUCCGGUGAAGGCGAAGGCCUGUCAUCUCCGCUAAGAGAGUCGACACCUCCUCCCGCGUCCGGUACAGAUCCAACAACCCCUACACCCAUUCGAAGAACCCUUCUAACUGGCUUCUCACCCCUCAUCCCCUCAACAUCGACAUCCAAUCUCUGUAUUCGUCGUCACCUUCUGUGA
Messenger RNA from Sclerotinia sclerotiorum 1980 UF-70, 594 nucleotides. RefSeq lists its product with no specific name. Lineage: Eukaryota; Fungi; Ascomycota; Leotiomycetes; Helotiales; Sclerotiniaceae. The coding region runs from base 1 to 594 and encodes 197 amino acids. The transcript has a single exon. The record is from RefSeq and is a predicted model, not a curated record.